GUGUCAGUGUGUGUUAGUGUCACUGUGUGUGUUAGUGUCAGUGUCAGUGUAGGGGAUGUCCUCUCGGAGGCGCAGUGGCCCGCGGGCCCGGGCUCGGCUGGUGUACCGCUCCCUGCAGAGCGCACAGGAGUGCGCCGAGAGCCACCAUUUCGGCACAGCCUUCGCCCACUACCUGCUGUUCCUCAACCUGGCCCCAGAGCUCAAGGACAUCGCCAGGGAAUCUUUCCAAACUACUCUUCUGAAAUGGGCAGAAGAAUUGGAUUCCUUAAGUCGGAUCCAAGAUAUAUUUGACUGCUAUGAACAGGCUUUAGAACUCUUCCCCGAUAAUGAGGUGAUCUGGAAUAGUAUGGGAGAACAUUUAUUUCGCAUGGGGUUCCGGGAUGAAGCUGCUGGGUAUUUCCACAAAGCCGUCAAACUCAAGCCUGAUUAUACAGAAGCAAGGGAGAAUUUUUAUCGUGUUGCCAACUGGUUAGUGGAACGCUGGCAUUUUUUAAUGCUGAAUGAUAAAAAGAGGAACUUUGCCUAUGAGAGAGCGAUCCAGAAAGCAGUGCAAUCUGGCUGCAGCUCUAUUUUGGAUAUUGGAACAGGCACUGGUAUUCUCAGUAUGUUUGCAAGAAAAGCUGGAGCUUCCCAUGUCUAUGCUUGUGAGCUAUCCAAGACCAUGUAUGAAAUUGCUUGUGAGGUAGUAACUGCAAACAAAAUGGCAGGAGAAAUCCAGGUCCUGCAUAUGAAAUCAUUAGAUAUGGAAAUACCUAAAGAUCUCUCCAGCAGGGUAUCACUAGUUGUUACAGAAACUGUGGAUGCUGGGUUGUUUGGUGAAGGUAUUGUGGAGAGUUUGAUACACGCAUGGAAAUAUCUUCUGUUACCACCACAGAUAUCAAUAGAGGGUGCUCCUGUUGAAAGAUUUGGCCGAGUCAUUCCUUCGUGUGCUGUUAUAUUCGCAGUGGCGGUGGAGUGUCAACAGAUUCGCAGACACCACAGAGUUUGCUUUAGUGACAUUGGUGGGUUGUGUUUGAAUGGAACAGUGAAAUGGUACAGUCCAAUUGGCAAUCGCCCUGAUGGCAUUGAUGCUGCUGAACCUUACACGACUGAGAGAAUGAGUCGUAUUCCUGGUGGAUAUACACCACUGACUGACAACUUCCAGGCCAUGACCAUUGACUUCAAUAAUCCACAGGAAUUGGAAGGGCUCACUACUAGGGAUUCUUAUCAACUGAGUCUGCCAAUAGUCAAGGAGGGUGUGCUGGAUGCAGUUGUAGCUUGGUUUGUUCUGCAACUUGAUGAUGAAAUAAGUCUCUCCACUGGUCCCAGUGAAGAGACAUGUUGGGAACAGGCUGUGUAUCCUGUACAUGAAGGGCUCAGCCGAACUGUAAAGCCUGGUGACACUCUUGUAGUUGAUGUUUCCUGCAAGGACUCGUACCUGAUUUUUAACAGUGUUGCUGUAGUUAGCUCUGAGGACAAAAUGGAAAUUGAGAUGAAUAGCAUGAGCGAUCAGAAAUGCAAUGACCUUGCAAGUGAGACUGAACUUUGCAACGCAUUGGCCAGUCUCCAGACUACAAAUGAACCAGGAAUGGCCCUUCAACACUGUAUGCUUGAAUCUUCAGAAAUAGCUAGACUCAAUAAUACACAAUAUAAUGACCAUUUCAAAUAUGCCUUGAGCAGGGCACUGUCUUUAAUGUCAGACGAAAAUGGAACCUGUUCUUCCCAAACCAUGGAUGAUAGCAGUUCAAACCUGAAUAGCGAAAACAUGAACAGCCUGAGUUCUUUAGAUGUGCCUUCUGACAGGCUGUAUGUGUUAGAUGUAUCUGAGGGUUUCUCCAUUUUGCCUUUAAUUGCUGCCAAAUUGGGUCCAGUUAAAGUUUUUAGUUCCAUAGAAAAAGCACAGCAACAAGCUGCAUUGAGUACUUUAGCAGAAACAAAUGACAUUUCAAAAGACGUGUUGGAGUUUUGGCACAACCAUCUGCAGGAUGAUUCUGCAAUACUACAAAAGCCUCAAUCAGACAAGCUGUGGAGUGUUAUUAUUCUUGAUGCUGUUGAGAUGUGUGGACUGGUCCGACAGGGGCUAAUGGAAAAAGCAGCUCUAGCUAGACGUUUGCUUUAUCCUGAGGGUAGGCUGUUUCCUCAGAGUAUAACAGUAUAUGGGAUGCUAGUGGAUUCUGAGACCUUACUGCAAGAGAGUGCUGUCCAAGGAAAAGAACCCACAUUAGGAUUCAAUAUUGCACCUUUCAUCAACCAAUUCAAGGUACCUGUCCAUGUCUUCCUAGAUUUAUCUACAUUGCCUUAUGCCCGUUUGAGUGAGCCAGUGGAGCUAUUGAAGCUGGAUCUAAUGAACCUCUUUACUGAUGAUAUGAGCAGUGAAAUCAAGGUUCAAAUCUGUUCUUCGGGGAAGAUAACUGCAGUCCCAUUUUGGUAUGAAAUUCACCUGGACACAGAUACCAGCCUGAGUACAUGGAGUGAUACUUCUCAUUGGAAGCAAGCUGCUUUUGUUCUGGAUAUUCCCCUGCAAGUUAAAAUGGGAGAUGAGCUUUUACUGAAAAUUCACUAUCACAAGAGUAAUAUCACAAUAACAUUAAAUCAUACUUAGCUGUAUUAUGAAAUGAAUUAAAGAAAGAGCAACAAAUGUAUAUCCAAUGUACUUUGAAGCAGAAAAUGAUAGCACUGUAUCCAUGGAUUGACAGGUUAGACAACUGAAAGAUAAACUAUUACCGCAUGAAAGAUUAGCAGUUGCAAAGAGAUUCUUCCCCUACAAGCAGUCACUAUAAAAUGGCAAUCCCAGGGAUUAGUGAGAGGUGAACAAACUAAACUGCAAAAAAAAACACCUUGAGCAAGCAGCAAGAUGUUUAAUUUAGCAAAAGGCCACCAGCUGAUGGAAAAUUAGAAUUUUGCAUUGGUUAAGAUAAAUCAGGAAAAUUUGAUUGCCACUUGUGAGACUUACAGAAUGUACGUAAUGCCUUGUUACCCAACAUUCAUUAACACUAGUAAAACAUUGAAAGGAACUCGAUAUAUGUGUUCUUGAAGUUCUAUAGAUGAAACUAUUUGGAUUUGCAUUGCCCCAUUGAAGGGCAUUCUUACAAAACCACUGGAUUUUUAAAUCCUAAUUGUUUUAUUUUAAUGUGUGAGUAAAACAGGUUUGUGUCUGACAGCUGCGGAAACCCAUUAUCAUGCUUAAGAGAAUCUAACAGUUUCACAUACGUAUUACUAGCUGUACCUGUUGGAGCUACGCGUGGAACCAAUUUCAUUUAAUCAGUCUUCUCUCAUCUGGCAUUUUCAUUUGUCCUUGAAAGGCUUGAUCUUCGCUUCUUAGACAUCUUAA
This is a messenger RNA of Callorhinchus milii (elephant shark), 3310 nucleotides long. It is a transcript of the gene prmt9, whose product is annotated as protein arginine methyltransferase 9. The record is from RefSeq and is a predicted model, not a curated record. Bases 56 to 2581 code for a protein of 841 amino acids. The transcript has 12 exons. Gene Ontology annotation, biological process: peptidyl-arginine methylation. Lineage: Eukaryota; Metazoa; Chordata; Chondrichthyes; Chimaeriformes; Callorhinchidae. Gene Ontology annotation, molecular function: protein binding; protein-arginine omega-N monomethyltransferase activity.